This is a messenger RNA of Cynoglossus semilaevis (tongue sole), 2396 nucleotides long. RefSeq names its product acyl-CoA oxidase 3, pristanoyl (gene acox3). The transcript is spliced from 19 exons. Gene Ontology annotation, molecular function: fatty acid binding; pristanoyl-CoA oxidase activity; FAD binding. Gene Ontology annotation, cellular component: peroxisome. The record is from RefSeq and is a predicted model, not a curated record. Lineage: Eukaryota; Metazoa; Chordata; Actinopteri; Pleuronectiformes; Cynoglossidae. Gene Ontology annotation, biological process: fatty acid beta-oxidation using acyl-CoA oxidase; lipid homeostasis. Bases 173 to 2251 code for a protein of 692 amino acids.
GGAAAUACUAGGGUUGUUCUAAAUAGUUCACCUCACUGAAAUGUCGUAUUGCUAACUUCGCCUUAAACGUGGAUACAGCUGCAAGAAAAAGACACCGGGGAUUUACACCUACACUAGUGUUCAAGAGGACAGUCGCUUAGCUUCAAAAAGAGAAAAAGCUUUAAUCGCUACAAUGGGAUAUGAAGUGGCCGACCUUCCCAGUGGACCCCUGGAUUUCUACAGGAAAAAGGCUUCUUUCAAUUGGAAGGACUUGUUGCUCUUCCUAAACGGAGAAGAAAUUCUGGCAUUCAAGCACCAUAUUUUCAGAACCCUGGAAAAUGACCCCCUAUUCGCUCGUGUGCCCGGUGAGGAUAUUCCCUUGGAGAAAAUGCGAGAACUCACCUUUCUCAGGGUGAAGCAGCUCUUCCAGUACAACUUCUUAACGAACGAAGAGGUCAUGGCUAAUCCGUGGAAGUCUCCCAUUCUCAGUGAGUGUCUGUCCAUGUAUGACUGUUCCAUGGCCACCAAGUCUGCUCUCAAUACAGGGAUGUUCGCAAUGACUAUUGCCAACUCCGGAUCAGAGAGGCAUUACAAAUAUGUUAAAAGCACUGAAGACAUGACAACCUUUGGAUGCUUUGCAUUGACUGAACUGAGUCACGGUUCCAACACCAGAGCCAUGAGGACCACAGCCACAUACGACCCUUCGACACAGGAGUUUGUGAUUAAUACUCCAGACAUCGAGGCUACCAAGUUUUGGGUGGGAAACCUGGGCAAAAAUGCAACCCAUGCUUUAGUAUUUGCUCAGCUCUAUACAGAUGACAAUGUGUGCCAUGGGCUGCACACUUUUAUUGUCCCGGUGCGAGAUCCGAAGACCUUGUUGGCUUUGCCUGGUGUCAUGACUGGUGACAUUGGCAAAAAAUUGGGUCAGAAUGGACUGGAUAANNGGUUUGUUACAUUCAACAACGUAAGGAUCCCAAGGGAAAACCUACUCAAUAAAACAGGUGACGUUACACCGGAUGGCCAAUACAUUACACCGUUCAAGGACCCCAACAAGCGUUUCGGAGCAUCUCUUGGUGCGCUGUCAGGCGGCAGGGUUGGCAUUACACUGACCGCUUUGGCCAAUCUAAAGCUGGCUCUGGUUGUGGCAAUCCGUUUUUCGGCAACUAGAAGACAGUUUGGACCCAAGGACUCUGAGGAGAUUCCUGUCUUGGAAUAUCAGAUGCAGCAAUGGCGUCUCAUCCCGUACUUGGCAGCUGCAUACGCACUUGAACACUUCUCCAAGACCUUCUUCCUAAAUUUUGCUGAGUUUCAGAUUGGACAGAUGAUGAGAGACAACAGUGACAGACAAGCAGAGAUGGGAAGGGAGAUCCAUGCCAUAUCCUGCUCCAGUAAACCACUAAGCUCAUGGACAAGUCAGAGAGGGAUUCAAGAAUGUAGGGAAGCCUGUGGUGGACAUGGAUACCUGGCCAUGAAUCGCCUGGGCGAUCUCCGUGAUGACAAUGACCCAAAUUGCACCUAUGAGGGAGACAACAAUGUGUUGCUGCAGCAGACCAGCAACUACUUGCUUAAAUGGCUUUAUGUUAAGCAAAAUGAUGGCGUUUGCAUCAAGGCUCCUUUGCGCUCUGUGGAUUUCCUGAAUGAUUUCAAUGAUAUUUUGAAGACCACUUUCACAGCAACAACUGCUGAUGAAUGUAUGGACGCCAAAGUCCCAUUGGAAGCAUACAAGUGGCUGGUGUGUUUCCUCCUGGGCGAGAGUCGGAAAAGAGUGGAACAGCAGGUUAAAUCAAACAGGAGUAUGUUCGAUGCCACCAACAACAGCCAGGUGUACUACUGCCGUUCCUUGUCCAUUGCCUUCAUGGAGCAUCUGUGCCUGCAGAGGUUUUAUGAGCUGGUGACUGAUCAGAAUACACCCUCCUCACUGAGACCUGUACUCGGCAAGCUCUGUGCCUUGUACGGACUUUGGAGCCUCAGCAACCACACUGCCACACUCUACCAAGGGAGUUUCUUCAGCGGAAGAAAGCCGGUGGAGAUUAUCCAGAUGGCUAUUCUUACUCUCUGCCUUGAGCUAAAAAAUGAUGCUGUGGCGUUGGUGGAUGUUAUAGCCCCAACUGAUUUCAUCCUGAACUCACCAAUUGGAAAUGCUGAUGGUCAGCUUUACAAGAACUUGUGGUCAGCAGUGGUGAAUGGCCACCAAGUGCUGCAGCGUCCACACUGGUGGAAAGAGUUCUGCUCCAGCAAACCUGUCAUUGGUUCACUGCAUCCCAAACUGUAAAAACACUUUACUGGAUUAUCCUUUGUGUAAGUAAAACUGCUCAGGAUGUACCUAAAAUGUACAGUUGGAUUUUUAACAUUUAUUAUUAUACGGAAAAAAGAAGUGAAUCAGUUAAGCUUGAUAUAUAUACAGUAUAUGUAUAUAU